Microplitis mediator is the source of this 4292-nucleotide messenger RNA. Its product is annotated as solute carrier family 2, facilitated glucose transporter member 1-like. Gene Ontology annotation, biological process: monosaccharide transmembrane transport. Lineage: Eukaryota; Metazoa; Arthropoda; Insecta; Hymenoptera; Braconidae. The transcript has 6 exons. The coding region runs from base 547 to 2190 and encodes 547 amino acids. The record is from RefSeq and is a predicted model, not a curated record. Gene Ontology annotation, molecular function: hexose transmembrane transporter activity. Gene Ontology annotation, cellular component: membrane.
GCCAACAGUGCUCGUCGACGAAUCGUGAAUACGUUUUCUCUUAGCCGACGACGACGACGUCCUCAAGCUCAGUCUCAAGAGCAUAUUCCGUGGGUGCGGGUAUAAAGUUUAAAUAUUUAAUUUUCGGGGAUUAAAGAUUCUCGUCUGAAUUUAAACGUUAACUCAAUCGUUUUAUUUUAUUUACUCUUUAAACUUCAUUCAACAUCACCGAAAUAGAAUCGGCUGCUCGUCUUUUUGUACUUUGAUGUUAUCUCGGUCUUUUAUAAAUAAUAUAUAGAUAUAUGUAUACAUGUAUUUUAUUUAUUUAUUUUUUUUGACGGGUCUAUUUCUGAAAUAUUACAAGAGUGUUGAUAUUUUAAGAUAAUAAAAUAUCGUAUUUGUUUCAAAAAUAAAUAAUAAAAAAAAAAAAAAAAAAACAUUAUUAUAAAUCGCUUUUAACAUCUGCGUCUUUUUAAAAUCGCCAGUGACGUUGCGUCUCAACGACUUACGGCUCCACGAGGAGGUCGAUCUGUUUGAUAACGUGGGAAGAGAUCAAGUUUAAGAGCAAUGAGUCACUCAUUUAGAGACAACCAACUUGGUUUCCAACUUAUGACCAUGGAAAGGGAUGAUGAUGACUUUGGGGAAGGAUAUAUAGCAGAAUCACAUCCUUUGAGACCGACGACAUUGACAGUACCGGGUAGAGAUGACUCGAAAGGAGCGAGUAUCAGUAGCAGUGUUACUGAUUUAGAUGCUCCGAUUUAUGCACGUGAUACGACACUUCCUAUAUCUGCUAAAGCGGGUCUUAAUUUUCAUUUGGCGUUUGCAAUUACCGCGGUCGCAUUGGGAUCUGCCUUUCAACAUGGUUACAAUACUGGUGUUGUCAAUUCUCCUCAAAAGAUCAUUAGAACCUGGAUGGCUGAAGUCCAAACCAAUAGAACCGGUGUCCCGGUUACAGAAGAAGACAUGACAGACUUGUGGGCAUGGGCAGUGGCCAUAUUCUGUAUUGGUGGUAUAAUUGGUGGAUCCUUGGUAGGAACUAUUGCUGACAGAUUUGGACGGAAAGGCGGUCUGUUGAUCAACAAUGUUUUGGUGGUACUGACAGUCAUAUUCGAAGGAUUCAGUAAAACGGCAAACAGCUACGAGAUGAUUGUCGUAGGACGUCUCUUCAUCGGAAUAAACGCCGGUCUUAAUGCUGGAAUAACUCCGAUGUAUUUGGGAGAAAUAUCACCGAUGCAUUUGAGAGGAGCUGUUGGUACUGUUUACCAACUUAUCGUCACUAUUUCAAUUCUUGUUUCACAAAUCCUCAGUAUGGACAAAGUACUGGGUACCGAAGAACAAUGGCCACUUCUUCUGUGUCUUACAAUUAUUCCGGCAAUCUUCCAGUGCAUUACUUUACCACUGUGCCCAGAAAGUCCGAAGUACCUUCUGCUGAGCCGUGGCAAAGAUGUUGAUGCACAGAGAGGACUCUCCUGGUUACGUGGCACCAAUGAUGUUUAUGAUGAAAUGGAAGAAAUGAGAACUGAGGCAGAAUCUCUAAAAAUGAUUCCUCGCGUUACACUGAAGGAAAUUUUUGUCAACCCGGCUUUGAGAAUUCCGUUGAUUAUUUCCUUGAUGAUCAUGUUGGCACAACAGUUUUCUGGAAUUAACGCUGUCAUGUUCUUCUCUGAUGCUAUUUUCCGUAUGGCAGGAUUGAAUACUGAUGCAGCCCAAUCGGCAACUCUGGGAGUUGGAGCUAUGAAUGUUAUUAUGACAUUUGUUUCAUUGGUUCUUGUUGAAAAAUGUGGACGUAAAACUCUCUUGUUAUUUGGAUUCGGAGGAAUGGUUAUCGAUACUGCUUUACUUGCUGUCUGCUUAGCAUACGCGGAAACUUCACAAGUGGCAGCAUACUUCUCCAUAGCACUAGUUAUUAUGUUCGUGGUACUAUUCGCAACUGGUCCAGGAAGUAUCCCAUGGUUCUUGGUUUCGGAAUUGUUCAAUCAAUCAGCAAGGCCAGUGGCAACAUCUAUCGCCAUUGCUGUCAAUUGGGGAGCUAACUUCAUCGUCAGUUUUUCAUUCCUCCCGCUUAAGAACUUACUCGGCACAAACGUAUUCGUUCUUUUCGCUAUCAUCCAAGCGCUCUUUACACUCUUCAUCUGGAAGAAAGUUCCAGAAACAAAGAACAAGACUAUUGAAGAAAUCAGCAGUAUGUUCCGGCAAAUAUCGUAUCAGUGAGACGAUAAUUUAUUUAAAUAAACUUUACAUGGUAAUAUAUAUUUAAAUCUUUAGGACAAAAUUGUGUGACUGAUAAUCGUGUGAUUCUGAACUCAAAUGAAUGAGAUUUUUUUUUUUUAUGAAUCAUGAAUUAAAGCAGUUUGAUUGUUUUUAUUAUCGUCGAUAACUGAUACCGAUUUUAUAUGUAUGAUAGAUAUUAUUAAUGAUAAAUAUUUUUUUUUAUACGUGUUAAGAAAAUGUUUAACUGCGAUGAGAAAACAGGACUUAGGCAUCACUUAGUUUUUAAAAUAUAUAUAUUUUUUUUUUAGAUUAAUUUUUUUAUUUUAUGAAUUUUCACCUUUUCGAUUUUAUUUUUUAAUUUCCGAAAUUUUAAAUGCAAACAAUUACAGUCAUGACAGGCAGACUCAGGAUAGAUAAAGUUAAAAAUUAUUUGGAUGCUGUUAUUUUACUGGCAUCCAAAAAUUUUAAAACUCUAGUCAUAAUUCAAAUUUCGUAUUUUUCAUAUUCUUGUUUACGCAGUAAGCGAAUAUUUUUAUUUUUAUCAACAUUUUUCCUUAUUGUUCUUCAGCUAAUAAAUACUGUCUGAGUUUACUAAAUAAAUCGAAAAAAAGUAUUUUAAAAAAAUAUAAAAAAUUAUCAUGAAAUUCGAUAGCGAUUGAUUUAUUUAUUAAAUUUAAUCGGUAUUAAUUUUAGUAUUCAGGAUAUUUGAGAUUUAUCGCCUGUUCAAGACAACGAAAAUAUACUUUAUUAUUAUUUUUAUAAUUAUUAAUAUAAUUAAUUAAUAUUAAUAAUUUUAUUUGGAUAGAGCUUUAUCGAACUGCUAAACUGUCGACGACAGAUAAUUAAUUUAAUCAUUAGUGUACAAACAAUAACAUUAACAGUAUAAUCAAUUUCAUAAAUUUCAGUAGAUAAAUAUAGUUAUUUUUUUUUUUUCGUCAUAAUUGUAAAUAAUGAGAGUGCAUGUAGAUUAAUACUAUUAUUAUUAUCAUUGUAAUUUGAAUGUAAUAGUUUUAAUUAGACACGAUAUUGAAUCGUUUUUAAAUAAAGUUGAAGAUAUAAGAUGUUAUAUAUUUGUUUUAAAAAUAAUAAUAAUCGUUAUUGAAAAAGCAAUUGUACAGAUUAUAUCUCACAUAAGAAAACGAUUUGAUGUUAUAAAUAUAAAUAUAUAUUAUAUAUCGAUGAUGAUUGUCUUCGGAAUAGUUAUAUUAUGUAUAUGAUAAAUGAUAAUUUUUUAAUGAAUUAAAUACUCAUUCGUAUUAAUUAAUUAAUUGCAGUUGCGUUAAUUGACGCAGUGGCUUAUUAUCUUUUAUUAUUGAAUAUUUAAAAAUUUUAAUGAAAAUAAAAAUAAAAAUUAUUUAAAAAAAAAUAAGAAUAUAGUUUACUAGAUUGCAUAUAUUUGCACGGACAAAAUAGAAAUAGUUAAUUUUUUUAUGUUAAAAUAGGAAUAAUUCUUAUGUUACACAAGGAAAAUUUUUAUGUUACAUAGAAAAAUUACCAUGCUAACAAAAGAAAAUUUUCUAUGGUACGGCUGAAAAAUUACCGUGUCAACAAAGGAAAUUUUUUAUGUUGCAUAUGAAAAAUUAUGUUUUCCCGAUGAAAAAAGAUUUUAUACAAUUAUAUAUAGACUAUAUAUAAUUAUAUAGAAUUUGUAUAAAAUUGUAUAUAAUUAUAUAUAAUUAUAUAUAAUUUAUAUAAAAUUGUAUAUAAUUAUAUAGAAAUUGUAUAAAAUUGUAUAUAAUUAUAUAGAAUUUGUAUAAAAUUGUAUAUAAUUAUAUAGAAUUGUAUAUAAUUUGUAUACAAUUGUAUAUAAUUAUAUAGACUUAUAUACAAUUUGUAUAGAAUUGAAUACAAUUUUUAUACAGUUGUAGAAAAUUGGAUCGAGCCAUUUUUUGUAUAUAAUUUUAUACAAUUGUAUAAAAUCUUUUUUCAUCGGGUUUGUAUAGAAAAAAUUACUGUGGCAACAUAGGAACUUUUACUGGUACUUGGAAAAAGUUUCUGUCUUAGCGCAUAGUAAAUAUUUUUAUACAAAUAUAGAAAAAAUCACUAGUUUUUGGGAGUAUUACAGUCUACUUCAAACAUUUCUACUCAUGAGUAGAAAUUUU